AAAAUUGUAAAUAAUAUUUAAAACACGUAAUUUUAUUAAAAAAAUAAAUAUAAAUAUUUUGAUAAUAAUUGAUUAUUGUUUGGAUAUAAAUGAGAUGGCUUUCCAAACAACAUCAAAUAAGAUCAUAUUAAUUACUGCAUGUUUUCUAUUGUUAAAUAUGAUAAUAAAACCUGCAACUGCAAAUAUUACGUGCUUCAAAUGUUUUGCAUCACAACCAGGAAUUGAUGAAACUAAUCUAUUAUGUUCACAAUUUGAUGGAAGUUCUAGAUUUCAAGUUUAUUGUCCCUCAUCAACGCUUUGCAGGAAAAAAACUAUUUAUUAUAAGUUUAAAACAUCUGUAAUAACAACUGUAGAAAGAGAUUGUGCACUUCAAAAGAGCAUGAUUCCCAUUUACAAUGAUGUAAAUAAUGAAUGGAAAGAUGACGAAGAAAUUGUGAAAUCAGCUUAUGAAGAAGGUUGUUUUAUUGGUGAAGAUAGAGGAGCCCCGGCAGGUCCACCGGAAUAUUGUUUUUGCAGUUUCCAUUUAUGCAAUUCAUCACAGUCAAUGAAAACUAUGAACGUUUAUCAUAUAUUUUUACUAACAGUGAUAUUACUAUUUACAGAAAUACUAUAAACCUUCAAUUUUUGUACUUAAUAAGAUUAAAAAAACAUUAGAAUAUAUUAAGAUGUUUUAAAAGUGAUAUGAAAAAUAUUAAUGACUUUAAUGGAAUACUCUUUUUUUCUGAUAAUGUUACUGAUCAUUCAAUUAUUAUAUUUAAAAAUAUAGUGAACAUGUGAUAAAUAUACAUAAGUA
Megachile rotundata (alfalfa leafcutting bee) is the source of this 793-nucleotide messenger RNA. RefSeq lists its product as uncharacterized. The record is from RefSeq and is a predicted model, not a curated record. Lineage: Eukaryota; Metazoa; Arthropoda; Insecta; Hymenoptera; Megachilidae.